AUGUCAUCUGUGCAGGAUAAAGUUAUCCAGUUUGUUCGCAAACAUGCAAGAAGUUUCUUUCUGUCCAGCUUAUCUGGAACUCCACAUAAAUACGGCAGCUAUACAACUCUUCGGCAACUCGCAGGACAUCAGACAACUCAAACGACUGAAGCUAUUCGACUUAGUCUAAUUAUUAGAUUAAGAAUGGGGCUGCUUCAUAAGAAGUAA
Molecule: messenger RNA, 207 nt
Organism: Cinara cedri
Lineage: Eukaryota; Metazoa; Arthropoda; Insecta; Hemiptera; Aphididae
Source: the annotation of a GenBank genome assembly